AUGUACCUUCGUGGCCGACCAGUAGUACUUUAUGCUCCAUCAAACUUAGUUGAUACCUAUGAUGUUGUAAAAGUUGCAGCACCGCCCCAACAGAAGCUAGAGUUGGAAUGGGUUCUGGCUCUACACCCUGAGCGGAUGCAACUGGCUAGUGGACAAGUCGGUGGACACGAUGGAAGGGCCCAUAUCAGGGUGUGGGAUUCCAUCACUCUUGCCACUCUUGCUGUGAUUGGUCUUGGGGAAAUUCAUGCUUCAGUAGCAUGUCUUGCAUUCUCUAAAACGGAUGGUGGUAAGUACCUUUGUGGGAUUGACGAUUCUAAUGAACACAACAUUUCAAUCUGGGACUGGGAAUCAGGUGAUGAAGGUGUCAAAGUUGCAGAAGUUAAGGUAAAAUAG
Molecule: messenger RNA, 393 nt
Organism: Nezara viridula (southern green stink bug)
Lineage: Eukaryota; Metazoa; Arthropoda; Insecta; Hemiptera; Pentatomidae
Source: the annotation of a GenBank genome assembly